GUCAAAGCUGAGUUUUCACCGCAACGAUUGUCAAAUGGGUGUAUUUACGCAAUCUGCUGAUAUUAAACAGAAAAUUAGAUGUUUGGUAAUUCUUGGCCGAAAUGGGUAAAGUAAUGUCCGUUGUCGGACGGCAGGUGCAACGUUUUAAUGUCGAAAAUCGAGCCCAGAAAGUGAUUUCGCAAACGAAACCGGCACCGGCGCCAAAGUACGAAUCCAACCUUAGAGACCUAGAGCGUGUACUGAGAGAGCAUCCAGAUGUUGUAGAAGAACAGAGUCGUAAGAAUGCUCAAUUAGAUGAAAAUUUGCGCCAAGUUUACGUUACCUCGAAGGAUGUCGCGGUUGACCCUAAAGCUGCACAAUUACAGGAUCCAGAUAAACCUCUUCCAAUAAAUCGUUCUACCGUAGACGAGUACGAGUUCGGUCAUCUGGAACCUCGCACAGUUACGAAGGGUCGUUGUACACUGCGGCAAGCAGUACAAUUUAUUGCAAAUCACCAGACGGAUCCUCAACAGUGGACCACAACCAAGAUAGCAGAGUAUUACAGCAUGAAGGAACCUCUAGUCCAAAACAUUCUCGAUCACUUUAAAUCGUUCGAGGUGCAUUUACCGGACAAAAAUCUCGAACGGCGCAGGGUACUAACAAGAGCUGCGGAAGCUACGAAACAAAUUGAGUAGAAAAUAGAAGCGAGCUUAAAGCCAA
Messenger RNA from Anopheles funestus (African malaria mosquito), 699 nucleotides. RefSeq names its product protein NDUFAF4 homolog. Gene Ontology annotation, biological process: mitochondrial respiratory chain complex I assembly. Lineage: Eukaryota; Metazoa; Arthropoda; Insecta; Diptera; Culicidae. The coding region runs from base 102 to 674 and encodes 190 amino acids. The record is from RefSeq and is a predicted model, not a curated record. The transcript has 3 exons. Gene Ontology annotation, cellular component: mitochondrion.